Messenger RNA from Pyrgilauda ruficollis (rufous-necked snowfinch), 549 nucleotides. RefSeq names its product zinc finger protein 668-like. The annotation marks the transcript as partial. The transcript has a single exon. The record is from RefSeq and is a predicted model, not a curated record. Gene Ontology annotation, cellular component: nucleus. Lineage: Eukaryota; Metazoa; Chordata; Aves; Passeriformes; Passeridae.
UCACCUGGUGACGUCACCGCCCCUUUAAGCACACCUGGACCCGCCCACCACUCACCUGGUGACGUCACCGGCCCCUCAAGCCCCGCCCACGACUCACCUGGAGCCAAUCCUGACUCACCUGGUGACGUCACCGGCCCUUUAAGCACACCUGGUGACGUCACCGCCCCCUCGAGCUCACCUGGACCCGCCCAGGACUCACCUGGUGACGUCACCGGCCCCGCCCCCGGCCCCUCCCCGUCGGCCCCGCCCUGGGCGUGCCCCAGCUGCCCGCGGCGCUUCCCCUCCCCCGCGCGGCUGGCGGCGCACCUGCGCUCGCACUCAGGUGAGCGCCCGCUCACCUGCCCGCAGUGCGCCAAGGCCUUCGCCGCGCCCGCCGCCUUCCGCCGGCACCUGCGGGGCCACGCCGGGCUGCGGCCGCACACCUGCGGCACCUGCGCCAAGGCCUACGCCGAGCGCAAGGACCUCACCAACCACCUGAGGGCCCACACAGGUGAGGGACACACCUGGGAUACACCUGGGGGGGAUGGGACACACCUGACAUACACCUGG